Messenger RNA from Ostrinia furnacalis (Asian corn borer), 1612 nucleotides. RefSeq lists its product as uncharacterized. The record is from RefSeq and is a predicted model, not a curated record. The coding region runs from base 120 to 1493 and encodes 457 amino acids. NCBI's taxonomy places the organism in Eukaryota, Metazoa, Arthropoda, Insecta, Lepidoptera, Crambidae. The transcript has 3 exons.
UUACGCGAUUUGAACUUCAGAUUCAGAAUUUCAAUAACAUUCCUGAUUUUCAGGUCAAAACGACAAAGGGCCUAGGACGCAGACCUACCGAACAGCCACCUAAACCUACCCCUAUUCAGAUGCCUAAUCCAGCCAAGCGCUUUAAAAAGACUGAGUCUAGCAAUCCAUGCUUGAAUAUCAUAAAAGCUAACAUCAAACGUAGAAUGCUCAAGAAACCAGAAGAGACGAAAGAACAGAAAAAAUCUCGAAAACAACAAACGCGUCUAGAAAAGGCACGUAGGAAGAACCUCUUCAAAAACAACGUCUUGCUGUGUAUACUGGAAUUUGUGACUAACGAGCGAGAGAUAGGGAUCCUUUUUGAUGACCAAUUGCAUAGCGGGCAGAGGAAGACCAUACACGAUAUAGUUGAAAAGAUAAGGAAUGCGGAGGCGCCUGAGAACAAGCACACUAGGGGCUUAGAUCAGGCCCUGUUGAGCAAUGUAGCUAGGAAGAACAGAUACAUGCUGCAGACGCAAAGCGAGGGAGUGAUGCCAAAGCGGCGCCUAUGUCUAUUCAAAGAAGCGCCAAAGUCAAUGUAUCUCGUAACACAUUACAUGUUGAACGACCGAAAAACUGAUUACGUUAAACUAGAAGAAGACCAGAACGUAAGCCAAGCGAAAAAGUAUAAACAGAUAGGCCUAGCACGUAAACAGCGAUUGAUAGAUGCGAAACAGCGGAAAAAAGCAAAACAGCUGAGAAAAGCUUUAAAAAGAGCCCAGAAAGUUAAUGCUGAUAAAGUUGAAGUAGAAAUAAACAUUGACGAGUACAAGUUUGUAAAGGAUGAAUUUGAUAAUUAUGUCGCCCGUAAAAUUACUGACAUACAAAAAUCUGACGCUAAAGAAAGUGAAUCAAACAAAAUAAAACAGAAUAUAGACAAAUUUGAUGCAAAACAAAGUAAAGCAGACGAAAUAAAACAGAAUAGUGACAUGGAUCAACCAAUGAGCGACUAUGAUGAGGAUAUGCUCGAAGAUUAUUUCAAAUCGAGCGAUGAAGAUGUCGAAAUGACGAAACCAGAAUCUCAUGAUGAAUUAAAAGCUAUCUUUCGUAUUGAAGAUAAAAAAUACAAAGUUCAAACCGCUGCACAAAAUAUCAAUGUUAAGAAAUCAAAUGAAACCAAACUAGAUGUGGAUAACAAUAAUAAAUUAAAGAAAGUUGAAGAGAAAUAUGUAAUUAAAACGAGAAAGGACUUUUUGAGGCAUAACUUAAAUAAGUGUUUCGCUGAAUUCCUCAACGGUGAAGCAUUUAUCGAAUUCAAAUUCUUGGGACAGUUUGACACGGAAGAGUAUGAAGUGAUGAAUGAGUUUCUAAAUGACUUCUUCAUGGCUAAGAGCUCAAAUAAAGUCACGAAUGAGGAGUUUAGUGACAUUUGGAAAAGCGGGGACUGGAAUUUGGGUUAUAAACGGGAUUUGAACGGAGGUUUAAUGAUAUACAAAGUUACACACAAGACAGAGUAAGCAAGUAAAGAAACGUAACAAUUCGCUUGCUUCAACCGUUCAAAGAAAUCGCUCAAUGCUGAAAAUGAAGAUUAAUAAUGAUCAUUAUUGGUAACUAAUUAUGUAGUUCGGUCUUAAGU